Molecule: messenger RNA, 1018 nt
Organism: Tribolium madens (black flour beetle)
Lineage: Eukaryota; Metazoa; Arthropoda; Insecta; Coleoptera; Tenebrionidae
Exons: 3
Coding region: 22-525 (167 amino acids)
Source: RefSeq, a predicted model, not a curated record
UUUGUGCUCAGUAUUGUCACAAUGUUGCACAAAUUAUUAUUUCUUGUCGCAAUAAUUUUUGUUUUGUGUGAAAAAUCAAAUACUGAAACUACUACUGAAAAACUCAACGACACAGAUGCAGCACCACAAGACUUAUAUGUCAUAAAAACCGUCGUUUAUGAAGUUGGGAUUCUCACAGAUGCUGGAAACGACACAGAUUCGAACAACACUCAUGACCAAGUCGAUGUUUCCUUCUUUGACCCGUCGCAAAAUGGCAGUAUUGACCUCUCAAACAUCCCUUUACCRAUUCAGACGAAUGUGAGUGGAGUCUCCGUCACAGGGCUGCUUCCUGGUYCGAAUUUGGCCUCAAUUUUGAUUCCCCCAAGUGAUGGGUUACCGGUUUUGCCCAAAAAACAAGUCACUGUCACGCAGAAUAUCAGUACGAAUAAUCCCGAUAAAGGGUCGGAGAUUAUUUCGAAUUUGCCCAAACUUUUGGGUUUGACGAAGAAAAAUGACACGGAGACGAGCAAUGCAAAGGGGGAUUAGGGAAUUGUGUGAUUUGAGAAUUGUAUUUAUUUAUUAUUAAAAUUAUUCUAUCAAAUUUGGUCCAUUUUUAGCUUCAAAAAUCGUUUAUUGAUCCUCAUUUAUCACUACAUUUUUUUAAUAAUUUGGAAUUAAGUUAGCAACAUCAAGUACUAGAGUACUGUCACGUCUCUUAUGCAAUGUUACCAACUUAAUUUCAUAGUCAUAGGCCACUGUCCCUAAAACUUUUACCACACCACAUUUGUCCAAAUUUGAUUAAAAAUUUACAAUUCUUAUAUGGAAUUUCUUAUGUUUUGUCUUUUUUUUUCUCAAAUUUAUUCUGUUGUAACUUUUUUAGUACUAUAUUAAUCACAAAAUGAUUAAAUUUUGUGUAUUUUUCAUUUGUUUCCAUCUAUUAAUUCGUUUUCAUUUAUUCUAUUGUUAUUGUUUUUUUGUAUCUCAUUAAUUGUACAGGUUUUUCCAAUAAAUGUAAUAAAAUACGAUUUUUAAGAAUUUA